Chiroxiphia lanceolata (lance-tailed manakin) is the source of this 792-nucleotide messenger RNA. RefSeq names its product alkaline ceramidase 1 (gene ACER1). Gene Ontology annotation, biological process: ceramide metabolic process. Gene Ontology annotation, cellular component: membrane. The record is from RefSeq and is a predicted model, not a curated record. The transcript is spliced from 6 exons. Gene Ontology annotation, molecular function: hydrolase activity, acting on carbon-nitrogen (but not peptide) bonds, in linear amides. Bases 1 to 792 code for a protein of 263 amino acids. NCBI's taxonomy places the organism in Eukaryota, Metazoa, Chordata, Aves, Passeriformes, Pipridae.
AUGCCAAGCAUAUUUUCCUACCAGAGUGCUGAGGUGGAUUGGUGUGAGGGCAACUUCGAGCGCUCAGCUGUGAUUGCAGAGUACUACAACACCAUCAGCAAUGUGAGCUUCUUUGUGCUCUCUCCUGCCCUGCUCUACCUGAACCGGCAGUACUGUCAGCACCGUGCCAUGCCCUUGUACUUCAUCUCGGGCCUCCUCAUCCUCGUAGGCAUCUUCUCCACAUACUUUCAUAUGACCCUGAGCUAUGUGGGACAACUCCUGGAUGAGCUCUCCAUCCUCUGGACGCUGGCUGUGGCAUAUUCCUUCUGGUACCCCCAGGUUUACUUCCCCAAGUUCAUCAAGACCAGGAGGCAUUUCUACUGGCUGACUGGGAUCACCACCGUGAUCAGCACCUUGAUGUCUUUCGUCAAACCCACCCUCAAUGCCUAUGCGCUCAACUGCAUCGCCUUCCACCUGCUGUACCUGACCUGGCGUGAGCUCAAAAAGUGCAACGACAAACGGGUUCACCGGAUGGCCGCGGUCAUGGUGAUGUGGUGGGUCCUGGCCAUCACCAGCUGGAUCAGUGACCGGUGGCUUUGUUGGCUCUGGCAGGCCAUCAACUUCCCCUACUUCCACAGCUUCUGGCACGUGCUGAUAGCCCUGUCCCUGCUGUACUGCUGCCCUCUAGUCAUCUACUUCGAUGUCAACUACGAGAUGCCAUCCUUCAAGCCCAAGCUUGAAUACUGGCCCAGUGACUCAUGGCCUGUCGUGGUGCCCUAUGUCACCCUGGAGGAACCCCACAAGCAGUGCUAG